Molecule: messenger RNA, 1270 nt
Organism: Rotaria sp. Silwood2
Lineage: Eukaryota; Metazoa; Rotifera; Eurotatoria; Philodinida; Philodinidae
Source: the annotation of a GenBank genome assembly
AAAAACACAACCAAACGGGAAAAAAAUCAAAAGUAAAAAAGAACUAACGAUGGAAGUCCUUCAAUUCGUGUUGCGGGGCAGACCUUUUUGGUAUCCGUUCCGAUCACAGUCUAGAAAAAACUAUUCCAGAGUUUAUUCGUAUCACAUCUAAAAAAAAUUUCUUUAGUACUUAUUUUUUGAUUUAUUUAGUCGAUGACUGGCACUUUUUCGGUCAUCUCUUUUGAAUUAUGUUCUAAUUGAUGAUUUAUAAGAUACUUUGCUUAAAACUAGAGAAUAUUGAACUAUAAUCUUUAGUUCCGGUUGGAACAACUUUUUUCUCGUAGUCUCAGUCCCAUCCGGUCUCAGCAACUUCUCAUUCUGGUGGUCCAGGUCUAGGCCCAUACCCACAUCCACAUCCACACCCUUUUUCUUAUGAUCUCAGUGACCGAAACUGGAGCUACAGUUGGUCUUGCACAUCUCUAGUUGAGAUUAUGUGCAUUAUGUGGAUUUAAAUGAGCUAUGAAUACUCUGAAAGAAGCUCGUGCCCUUAGCUUAUUGCUGUGAAGAUUCUGCACUUUUUAAAUGAAUGCUGUGAUCCUCAAGAAAAAAAAUUCAUUUUCAAAUUUCGAUUUGUAAUUUUGUAUAGAAACAGGUCUUAACUAGAAUAGAUUAUUGUGAAAGUUACAGAUCUUGCCACUAUUACUAUUCUAAGAUAGAACUAUCAUAAUAGUAUGUCUUUUACGUCACUCGUAUAAAUGAGCAGAUUUAAUGUUCUUAUUUUAGUAUAGAAGUCAAUCAAAAGGCCUGAAACUUUCACAAUAAACUUCUCUUGUUUAAGUCUGUCUCUAUGCGAAAUUUCAAGUCGAAAUUUAUAAACGAGUUUUUCUGAGAGGGACUAUGAGAUUCAUUUAGGAAGUGUAGUAGCUCCGCAGCAAUAAACUACAGGCACAAACUUUUUUCAAGAUAUACAUAGCUCAUUUGGUUCUAUAUAAUCUUAACUUAAAAGCAAUUUAUCAGUCAGAGUACUUUUCUCGUAAAAUUCUUUUUAUUUAUAACAAAAUUUAUUUUAUUUUAUUUUUCAAUAGCUGCUCGUGCUGGUGGAGCGAAGAAAGGUAAACAAACAACAAGUCGUAGUAAAGCAAAAGCAAAACAAUCUGAUGAUAAUGACGAUGAUGAUUUAAAAGAAAAUGAUGGCGACGAUGAUGGUGAUGGAAAUGUAUUUAAACGACCAAUGAGAAAAGAACCAAAAGUGCAAACAAUAAGUCGAUCAAAACGUGGUGCGGACGCGUAA